Messenger RNA from Thelazia callipaeda (thelaziosis nematode), 2037 nucleotides. The record is from the annotation of a GenBank genome assembly. NCBI's taxonomy places the organism in Eukaryota, Metazoa, Nematoda, Chromadorea, Rhabditida, Thelaziidae.
AUGAUGAAACGCCGAGGUAUUUUUUCUGUAACAAAUGCUGAUAGCGCCUGUACUACAGAAAAGCGUGCCAAAAGGAAUGAGUUGACGGAUCGACUUUAUUUCAAUAAAGUAGCGUCUAUCCCUGAACACUACAAUGAAGAUACUUUCUCAUUUGCAGAGAUUCUGGCGAAAAUCAAGCCUGAGAUAUCUGCAUGUUUUGUGUUUAUGGUAGACAUGAAAUGGUUGCUUCAGUUUAUCCGUCUCUUUGUUUUACUGUGUUUCAUUUACAGGCAGUAUCCACCAAACAAUCGCAGAACACCUAUUACAUUGAUUGUGGGAGAACGAUUAGGAACUGACUUCACAAUGCUGAAUAAUAUAGUAAAAAAAUUUGCUCUCGAAAACAUAUCUAUUGGACAAGCUCGUUUACCAGUGCCGUAUGGGACGCAUCACUCUAAGAUUUACAUUUUUGAGAGUAGUAGUGGACGAGUUCACAUUAUUGUUAGUUCUGCAAACCUUCUCGCUCAAGAUUGGGAUAUGAAGACCCAGUGUUUUUAUCAUUGCAGUGGAAAACAAAUAUCUGGUAAUGAGGUGGUUACUCAGUCAGAUUUUCAAAUUAAUUUGCUCAAAUAUUUGAGUGAGUAUAAGACAAGCCAACAUUGGGAUCUUAUAGAAUAUUGGUACUAUCGCAUUGCUAAUAUUGACCUUUCUCACGUCAGUCCCCGAGUUGUUUACUCUGUACCAGGAGUUCAUAAAGGUGACAAGUUAACAGAAUAUGGCCAUCCAAGACUUCGCAAUUUAAUAAAUGAGAUGUUUGAAAAUGUGGAUCGGAAAGAUUUCACUUACCAUGCUCAGUUCAGCUCGAUUGGUAAUCUUGGUUCAGAUCCAAGUAACUGGCUUCAAGGACAAUUUCUAAAAAGUCUUGCAGGAGGGACCGAAACAGAUAUUCGCAAACUGAAGAUUAUCUACCCAUGCGUUGAAGAUAUACGUAACUCUAAUGAAGGAUAUGCAGCCGGUAGAUCAUUUCCAUAUAGCUAUACUACAUUGCAGAAACAACCAUAUUUAUAUCAAUUUGUUCAUAAGUGGCGCAGUGAUUGUUUGGGACGUACUCAUGCCAUGCCACAUGUAAAAACGUAUUCGGGAUAUCAGCCCGGUGCUCAAACACCGUCAUGGUUAUUAGUUGGCAGUGCCAACCUUUCAAAGGCUGCUUGGGGUGAAUAUCAGUUAAAAGGAACACAGUUGGCCAUUCGGUCAUAUGAAUUCAAUUUAUUGUUUACGGAUCCUGAAUCGUUAAAAAUGGUGCCGUAUGAUUUUCCACUGACAAAAUACGGCGACGAUGAUAUGAUGUGGGUCAUUGAUAAGGUUUAUGAAAAGCUGGAUGUAUUUCAAAAUACCUGGCCUGCAUCGAUGCCAGAAAGAUGCUUGCUUAAUUUUGGGGAUACAGCUAUAUAUGAUACGGAUUUGAAAACUCUAGAGAAUGGACGGUGGCUUUCUGAUUCAGUUAUAUCUUUUGCCUUUGAGUAUAUGCACAAAAGGAUGUUAACUGUGGAAAAGCAAGAUAAGGUUCACUUCAUUAAUGCUGCCAUUUCUCAAAUUAUAAAAUUCAGCAGUGAAGAAGUACGGGUUCAGCUUUUUCGUGAUAUUCAACUUAAAAAUAAGGAGCAUGUUAUUGUUGUCGUGAGCGAUCAUGAUGAUCCGUCUAUAUGUGGUGGUAGCCACUGGUCACUACUCAUUUGUCGCCGAAUUGUUCGCCCACAUUUUUUGAUUAUUGACAGUGCGCAAUAUGAAAAUUCAGGAAAUCAGAAAGCUGCUGAUCAAAUUAUUGAAACUUUGGGCAAGUUCUUCAAAAUACCAAUUGAAGAUACACGGACUGAACCCGCCGCGCAGCAGUAUAACACCAUGGAUUGUGGAAUGUUUGUUAUUGAGUUCACUCGUAUCUAUAUUCAGGCUUUAAACGAGAAUGACCCCGAUGUCGAUUUUACAAAUUUGAGUCCUGAAGCAGUCGGAAACCAGCGCAAGGUAUGGAGUUCUCUUAUACGAAGAAUGGUCAAGGAAGGUUAA